Messenger RNA from Phyllotreta striolata, 1068 nucleotides. The record is from the annotation of a GenBank genome assembly. NCBI's taxonomy places the organism in Eukaryota, Metazoa, Arthropoda, Insecta, Coleoptera, Chrysomelidae.
UUUAACAUUAACAACUUUAGCAGUGGCAGAAGACGCCUAUUAUUUAUUAACAAUUAAUUAAAAAAAUCAAAGCUAUGUUGGUCUUAGUAUUGGGCGAUUUACACAUUCCUCACAGAUGCAGUAGUUUGCCUACAAAAUUUAAAAAACUACUAGUUCCCGGAAGAAUACAGCACAUCUUGUGUACUGGUAAUUUGUGCACUAAGGAAUCCUACGAUUAUUUAAAAACACUUGCAAGUGACGUGCACGUAGUAAGGGGAGACUUUGACGAUAAUCUAAAUUAUCCGGAGCAAAAAGUGGUAACUGUAGGACAAUUUAGGAUAGGCCUCAGUCAUGGACAUCAAGUAGUGCCUUGGGGAGAUCCAGAGUCGAUAGCGUUAAUUCAAAGGCAAUUAGAUGUGGAUAUUUUAAUUUCAGGUCACACACAUAAGUUUGAAGCUUACGAGCACGAAAGUAAAUUCUACAUUAACCCAGGAUCUGCGACAGGAGCCUAUAACGCUCUAGAAACGUCAAUAACUCCUUCAUUUGUGUUAAUGGAUAUACAAAAUACAACAGUUGUAACCUAUGUUUAUCAGCUUGUGGGUGAAGAUGUAAAAGUAGAGCGAAUUGAAUACAAGAAAAAUUAAUUCGAAGAUCUGUAGAGGGCGAGUCGAUGAAAGAGAAAUGUGAUUCCUACUCUAUUUUUUAGGGAAACCUCUCUACCAUUUUUGGUUUAAAUACAUUCGAUAGUUAUUUUGAAUAACCCAUUGUUUAUUCAAUUUGUACGAGUCGUUUCACUGGCUCGCCCUGUACAAAUAAUAACAUAUUUUGCAAUGAUAUAGAAUUUAAUGAAACGUAUAUUUAAGGCAUUUAAUUUGACCAGUUCUUAUCAGUUCAAACUGCGUUUUAUGUUAAUCGAAUGAAAAAUAUAUUUAGAAACUUGUAAUUGAUCAUCAAAAGUCUAUUUGCAACUUGGUAAUAACUGUAAAUAGUCAAUAUAUAAUUCCAUGUUUUAGUUAGUAAUGUUAUAAUUGAAUAUUAUUUUUUGUUUAAUUCAUAUUUUUUCUAAACAAUUAAAUUUACACAAUAGUU